Molecule: messenger RNA, 1512 nt
Organism: Aspergillus versicolor CBS 583.65
Lineage: Eukaryota; Fungi; Ascomycota; Eurotiomycetes; Eurotiales; Aspergillaceae
Product: M28 family metallopeptidase
Exons: 2
Coding region: 1-1512 (503 amino acids)
Biological process (GO): proteolysis
Molecular function (GO): aminopeptidase activity; metalloexopeptidase activity
Source: RefSeq, a predicted model, not a curated record
AUGAAGUCUUCCAUUCUCGCUCUCUCCCUGGCCUCCCUGGCCUCGGCCGCAAAGCCCCUUGUCACUCCGGAGUCUCUCCAAAAGCAAAUCCGGCUGGACGACCUGCUCGCUGGCUCCCAGCAGCUUCAGGACUUCGCGUACGCCUACCCCGAGCGCAACCGCGUCUUCGGCGGCCGCGCGCACAACGACACCGUCAACUGGCUGUACCGCGAGCUCAAGCGCACCGGCCACUACGAUGUCUACAAGCAGCCCCAAAAGCACCUGUACAGCAAUGCCGAGGAGUCGCUGACCGCGAACGGAGAAGCCUACGAGGCGACCACCCUCACAUACUCGCCAAGCGGCAAUGCGUCCGCCGAGCUGGCCGUCAUCGACUCCCUCGGCUGCUCCGCUGACGCAUUCCCCGCUGAUGUGGCUGGGAAAGUCGUCCUCGUCCAGCGCGGCGACUGCACCUUUGCUGAGAAAUCCGUCUACGCUGCCAAGGCGAAGGCCGCCGCAACCAUCACCUACAACAACGUUGAGGGCUCGCUUGCUGGCACUCUCGGUGCGGCCGAAAACGAGCUAGGCCCUUACUCGCCGAUUGUCGGCAUCUCGCUUGAAGACGGCGAAGCCCUCGUCGCUCUUGCACAGAAGGGCGCUGUAAAUAUCGACCUGUCGAUCGAUUCCACACUCGAGAACCGCACGACGUACAAUGUCAUCGCGCAGACCAAGACCGGCGACCCGAACAAGGUCGUUUCGCUGGGCGGACACAGCGAUUCCGUUGAUGCCGGUCCAGGGAUUAACGACGAUGGCUCGGGCAUUAUCAGUAACCUGGUGAUUGCGCGCGCACUGACCCAGUUCCAGACCAAGCAUGCCGUGCGCUUCUUCUUCUGGACGGCCGAGGAAUUCGGGCUCCUUGGUAGUGAUUACUACGUCUCCAGCUUGUCGCCUGCGGAACUCGCCAAGAUCAGACUGUAUCUGAACUUCGAUAUGAUCGCGUCCCCGAAUUAUGGACUGCUGCUUUAUGAUGGCGAUGGGUCAGCGUUCAACCUCACCGGUCCACCGGGAAGUGGUGCCAUUGAGAAGCUGUUUGAAGACUACUUCGCCGACCUCGGCUACGGCACCGUUGAGACCGAGUUCGACGGGCGCUCCGACUACGAGGCCUUCAUCGCGAAUGGCAUCCCAGCUGGCGGAGUCUUCACCGGCGCUGAGGGGCUCAAGACUGAAGAAGAGGCAGAGCUGUUCGGUGGUGAAGCGGGUGUCUCCUUUGACGUGAACUACCACAAGGAGGGCGACACGUUCGAUAACCUGAACCACGAGGCCUACUUGCUCAACUCGAAGGCCACGGCGUUCGCGGUCGCGACGUAUGCGAAUGAUCUGAGUACUAUCCCGGAGCGCAACCAGACCAGUACUAUCGUGAAGAGGGCGAAUGGUGACUUCCAGAGACGCAGACAGUGGAGUACCAAGAGGAGAAGACAGACUGGGCCUGGACACAGCCACACCACUGGCUGUUUCCACGACCGGGUUGAUUUCUAA